CAAGAGAACGGCUCCUGCGUGGGGCCUGUGCCAGCGUUUCAGCCGGUUUUCUUCACAGGAGCUUUUCCCCUUAAUAUGCAAGAACUGGUGCUUAAAGUUAGGAUACAAAACCCAAAUCUUAGAGAAAAUGACUUCAUUGAAAUUGAACUGGACAGACAAGAACUGACCUACAAGGAACUGCUCCGAGUGAGCUGCCAUGAGCUGGGUGUUAACCCUGAGCACGUACAGAAGAUCAGAAAAUUACCAAAUACAAUGUUAAGAAAGGACAAAGAUGUUGCAAGGCUACAGGAUUUCCAAGAACUGGAGCUUGUUCUAACAGUAAGCGACAAAAACUUACUUUUCAGAGUCCCAACACUUUCUGAACGGAGUGGUUAUAACAAGAAGGCAUCAGAACUUACAUAUUAAUUGUUUAAAGAAUAAACUAAAAGAUUUGUAUCUCAUUUUAAAAGUACAUUUAAAAUACAGUAUCUAUAAGGGCUAAUGAUGUGAAAAAAAUAAUCUAUAUUUUGUUAACCCUGAAAUAAACUAAAGUUGUUAUGC
This is a messenger RNA of Leptosomus discolor (cuckoo roller), 540 nucleotides long. Lineage: Eukaryota; Metazoa; Chordata; Aves; Leptosomiformes; Leptosomidae. The record is from RefSeq and is a predicted model, not a curated record.